AGGGGGAGAGAGGGAAGAAAGGUAUACGUCGAUGAAAGCCGAGGGAAAAGCAAGCGCCGUACAUAGUUUAGGGCACUGCCUAAUUGUUUCAAAUGCUGUUUCUGUCUCCUGUAUCUUCUCUCUUUUAGGUUUCUUAUAGGUGAAGAAAAAAGCUCCUGAAACCAGUUGGAGGAAGGAAGAAGCUACAGAUACAAAAGCUAUGGCGAAGAAGAAGCAGAAGAAGGGGGAGCAAAAGCCGAAACCCAAGGCAUUUGCAGACGCGGACAGUGAAAUUAUUCAGGCACUCGAGCGGUUUUGCUUGUCCAAUGAUGAAGUUUUCACUUUUGAAGCUGAUCUUUCUAAGCGUGAACGUGCUCUCGUGCAUGAAGAAUGCAGGAAAAUGGGUUUGACAUCAAAGAGUUAUGGACGUGGUGAUCAACGGCGUGUUUCUAUAUAUAAAUCCAAACCGCAAAAGGACACCAUGAAAUUUUCUGAAAAAACCAAAAGUGUUUUGGACGAUUUAUUUAGUUCAUACCCACCCGAUGAUGGAGAGUUGGGCAAGGAAACAAUUGGGAAAUGCAAGAAAAAGGCCCAUAAACAAAGUCGAAGGAAAGAUGAUAUUUUCUGGAGGCCAUCAAUGAACAAGGAAGAGAUAAUGAAGAAGGUGGAAUCAUAUACAACUAGAGUGAAGAGUAUUGCAAAUAUGAAAAAGAUAUCAGGAGAUAGAUCCAAGCUUCCAAUUGCAUCCUUUCAAGAUGUCAUUACUUCAACAGUUGAAUCGCACCAGGUCGUUCUCAUAUCUGGCGAAACUGGGUGUGGAAAGACAACGCAGGUUCCUCAGUUUCUUUUGGAUUAUAUGUGGGGUAAGGGAGAGGCAUGUAAGAUAAUCUGUACUCAACCUCGACGAAUAUCUGCGACAUCAGUUUCUGAGCGGAUCUCCUAUGAAAGGGGAGAAAAUGUUGGAAGUGAUGUUGGAUACAAGAUACGGUUGGAAAGUAAAGGUGGCAGGCACUCAUCAAUUGUACUCUGCACAAAUGGUAUUCUGUUAAGGGUGCUGAUUUCUGAAGGGUUGGGAAAAUUAACUAUGGAUGCUUCAGAAAAAAGUAGGAAAAAUGUUGUGUCUGACUUAACUCACAUUAUUGUGGAUGAAGUUCAUGAAAGGGAUCGCUUCUCUGAUUUCAUUCUAGCAAUUUUGAGAGACUUGCUUCCUACAUAUCCUCAUCUUCGGCUGAUACUAAUGAGUGCUACCAUUGAUGCUGAACGGUUUUCAAAAUAUUUUGGUGGCUGUCCAAUCAUCAGUGUUCCUGGAUUCACGUUUCCUGUAAAAAAUUUGUAUCUUGAGGAUGUACUGUCUAUAGUGAAAUCUUCGGAAGAGAACCACCUUGAUGAUAGUACGGUGGGGGCUUCAGAUGAAGAAACUGAGCUAACAGAAGAAGACAAGCUUUCUUUGGACGAAGCAAUUCACUUGGCUUGGUUGAAUGAAGAAUUUGAUCCCCUUCUAGAAUUGGUUGCUUCUGAGGGAUCCUCUCAAAUUUAUAAUUAUCAGCAUUCCUUGACGGGCUUAUCACCUCUAAUGGUGCUUGCUGGAAAGGGUAGAGUUUCCGAUGUUUGCAUGCUGCUAUCUUUUGGUGCGAUGUGUGAAUUACAGGCCAAGGAUGGCAUGACUGCGUUGGAAAUGGCUGAGCGAGGAGAACAUAAAGAAACUGCUGAAGCAAUCAGAAAACAUUUGGAAAGUUCCAUGUCCAACUCCAAGGAAGAACAGCGAUUGAUUGGUAAAUAUCUUGCAAAAAAUUCUAAUUCUGUUGAUGUUGCUCUUAUAGACCUGCUGUUAGGGAAAAUAUGUCUUGAUUCAAAAGAAGGAGCUAUUCUUGUUUUCCUUCCUGGAUGGGAUGAUAUCAGCAAGACUCGGGAAAGACUUUCAAUCAACCCUAUCUUCAAGGAUGCAUCAAAAUUUUUAAUAAUAUCUCUUCAUUCAAUGGUUCCUUCUAAAGAGCAAAAGAAGGUUUUCAAACGACCACCUUCCGGUUGCCGCAAAAUUAUUCUGUCCACUAAUAUUGCUGAAACAGCCAUUACCAUUGAUGAUGUGGUUUAUGUGAUAGACAGUGGAUGGAUGAAAGAAAAAAGUUAUGAUCCUUACAGGAAUGUUUCUACUUUUCAAUCAUCUUGGAUAUCAAAGGCUAGUGCCAAGCAGCGUGAGGGACGAGCAGGUCGCUGCCAGCCUGGGAUAUGCUAUCAUCUCUAUUCAAAAGUUCGUGCAUCUUCUCUUCCUGAUUUUCAAGUUCCUGAAAUUAAGAGAAUGCCAAUAGAGGAACUUUGUUUGCAGGUGAAAUUGCUUGAUCCAAAUUGUAGGAUAGAGGAUUUCUUGCAGAAGACUUUGGACCCUCCAGUUUUUGAUACUAUCCGUAAUGCAAUAUUAGUCCUUCAGGAUAUUGGGGCUUUGUCACUCGAUGAGAAACUGACUGAGCUUGGGGAGAAAUUAGGUUCUUUGCCUGUUCAUCCAGUAACAAGCAAGAUGCUUAUUUUCGCUAUAUUGAUGAACUGCCUCGAUCCUGCUCUAACUCUGGCAUGUGCUUCUGACUACAAGGACCCUUUCACUCUUCCCAUGUUACCAAGCGAAAGAAAAAAAGCUGCUGCGGCUAAAGCAGAGCUUGCUUCUUUGUAUGGUGGGCAUAGUGAUCAACUGGCUGUGGUAGCUGCAUUUAAUUGCUGGAAAAAUGCCAAAAGAAGGGGUCAAGAGGCCCGUUUCUGUUCUAAUUACCAUAUCUCUCCGAGCACUAUGUCUAUGCUUUUUGGCAUGCGGAGACAACUCGAAAUGGAACUAGUUCAAAAUGGUUUUAUACCUGAGGAUAUUUCAACUUGCAGCUUGAAUGCUCGUGACCCUGGCAUACUCCACGCUGUCCUUGUGGCUGGUUUAUAUCCAAUGGUGGGAAGAUUACUUCCACCUCAGAAAAAGGGAAAACGAGCUGUUGUGGAAACUGGUUCGGGGGGUAGAGUUCUUUUGCACCGACAGUCCCUUAACUUUGAACUGUCACACAAGCUAACAGAUAAUUGCCCUCUGAUUGUUUAUGAUGAGAUAACCCGUGGGGAUGGUGGUACACAUAUAAGAAACUGUACUGUUGUCGGGCCUCUCCCAUUAUUAAUGGUUGCAAAGGAGAUUGCUGUUGCCCCUGCAAAGGAGAAUGAUAAUGGUAAAGGUGAUAUUGUCAAUGACACCGAUGGCAACGAUGAAGCUGGUGUAGUUGAAACUGUUGAAGAUAAAAUGGAUAUAGAAAAUAGAUCAAAUGAACAACCAGAAGAGAUGAUUAUGUCCUCCCCUGAUAACUCAGUAACUGUGGUUGUUGACCGUUGGUUAUACUUUUGGUCAAAGGCACUUGAUAUUGCUCAGUUAUACUGCUUGAGAGAGCGAUUAUCUGCAGCAAUCUUAUUCAAAGUAAAGCAUCCAAACAAAGUUCUUCCUCCCGUUCUUGGGGCCUCUAUGCAUGCCUUAGCUUGCAUUCUAUCUUAUGAUGGGUUAACUGGUAUAUCAUUAGAAUCAGUAGAAAUGUUGACGACGAUGGUAGAUGCGACUGAGAUUAGCAAUUUUGUACCUGGGAGGUCCAAUGAAACACACAAGAAAGUAAGUUCGUUUCAUAGAUCACUUUCAAAUUAUAAUGAUUUUACUGUUCCGGAAUCAAGUGGAACAUCAAAUUUAAACCAUCCGUUCAGUCAGAAUUUUUUACCACCGGCUGAUUUUAGAGCAGCAAACCCAAGUGACCCAUCAAGCCCUAAUUUUAGGGCUUUCCCUAAUUCAGUCUAUGCAAGGUCAACACUGCAGCCACAUAGAGAGCAGGAGCAUCCCCAGCCGGCAAAACCUUUUCAAGACCAAAAUGCUACCCAGCAGCAGCAUGCUCCAGAGCACAAAACACGUAAACAGAGAAAGUCCCGCAGGGAGCGCAAGGCAGCUCAACAACAGAAACAUCCCCAACUACAGAAGCCUCCAUCAGGAGACCCCAGUUUAAAUGGGUAUGGAUUAAGCACGUAUGGACCAUAUGGACUCCGGGGCAUUUCUUUAAAGCGACCACGUGGUAAUGGGGCGGGAUAACGUCUAAUAAACAAGUAAACGGGUAAUCUUCAGGUGACUGAAAUCAGUGGAUGUAUUGUAAUAGCUUCAGAUGGGCAUGCUGUGGUGGAUGUGGCUUCUCUGUAGUCUGUCCAAUGAUUACUGGAACUGUGAAUCUCAGUUACGAUCUGAGGUAAAGCAAUUAAUCCACAAGAUGUCUAGACUCCGUUAAGAGAAUGGAACUCUGCCGAAGUUACCUCUGCGGGUUUUGCUGAAGAAACGAGCAACGGCCAAAUCCAUCCAUUAUAGCUUGCUUUCAGGCACAGUUGUUGCAAGUAUUGUAAAUGAUCAGGCUUCGUUUUCCAUGCAAUACGGGUUUGUUUAGGUGUAUUUUUCUGGGUUUUAGCACAUUUAUGAUAGAACAGAUGUGUUUAAGCAUAUGAUAUUAUGAAUAGUGAGGGGAUAUGCUUCCUUGAUUACACUUUUCAUUUGUCUUUGUUUACAAACACCCAUUUACUGUUCUUCUGUUCU
Messenger RNA from Cucurbita maxima (winter squash), 4549 nucleotides. RefSeq names its product DExH-box ATP-dependent RNA helicase DExH6. The record is from RefSeq and is a predicted model, not a curated record. NCBI's taxonomy places the organism in Eukaryota, Viridiplantae, Streptophyta, Magnoliopsida, Cucurbitales, Cucurbitaceae. Gene Ontology annotation, cellular component: intracellular anatomical structure. The transcript is spliced from 15 exons. The coding region runs from base 200 to 4060 and encodes 1286 amino acids. Gene Ontology annotation, molecular function: RNA binding; ATP binding.